GAAAGGUCAUGCAAAAUAUAAAUGAAAAAAGAGAUCCUAACAUUUAUGAAGAUGUCACUGAAGGAUUCGUGACCAGUUUUCGAACAGAGAAAGGGUUAACCGGCAAGCCACCCACACACCCAGGGGCAACACCUCAGCCGGAACGGUGCAGCACAAGCACCCGCACCCCACACCUUCACCUGCAACUGUCUCUUGUUCUACCGGUCUCCCGCUCUCCUGUCAGACCUGUCACAACCGCCGACACGCUGACUGAUCGCCGGCACCGGCUCUCUGAACGGUAACGUGUCGCCGGGUACACACCGAACACGUGUGUCUGACGUCACGGCGGCACAGCCUCUUCAAGUGACGUCACGCAUGGAGGCCACCUACCCGACGACAGACUAGGUGACAAGUGGGUCGACGAGAAAUCAGUCCUCGUUAGAGGCUGAGGAACAGUGGAGGGAGAAGCGAUUGAAGGAACAGCUAACAAUCAAGCAUCAUGGCCUCCACAGCACAGUUCCUGGCACAGCCGUCACAUCUACACAACAACUCCACACACGCCCACUACAACGGCUUUUUGAAUGUCUCAUUAAUGAACAACCAGGAGACUGUACAGGAUGACGAUGCCGUCUCCGCGCGCACGGAUUCCAAUGCAUCGACGUUCGCUUCCGCCGCCCGCGCCACCCCGACCUUUGAACUUGUGCGAAAGCCCUCCGUGACCUCGCAGACAUUCCCGCUGUCGUCACAACACGAUUACAAGAUCGACAUCUACUCCGUCGGCGUCAUCAUGGAGAGCAAAAUCACUGGCACCCGAUUUGACCCGGAGCUUUUUCGGGUGGAGGCUGAGGCGCCGAGCGGCCGGGUAGUGCGCAUGACAGGACAUGGUCACUACGCCGCGCAGUUCACACCUGACGAGAUAGGUCGUUGGCGAGUGUCCAUGUUCUACGACAACCGCUUCAUGGACGGCUGUCCCAUCGACGUCUGCGACCCUUCUCAAGUGCGCGUGCGCGACCUUCGCGGUGGUCACGUGGGCAAACAACAGGCGUUCCACGUGGACUGCACGGGUGCGGGUGUGGGGACCUGGGUGUAGACAUUCACACACGCCGGCAAGCGGGUACCGGUGCACCUGACUGAGACAUCCACCCCCCGCCUUUUCAAGGUCGCCUACACCCCGUACGAUCCGGGUCCUUAUGAGGUCAACGUGCACUUUAAUCGUGCGGAGGUCAGAGAUUCCGACUUCCACUCCACAGACCCUGAGGAGAGGCAACGAAGGGCUGUCUUCAACACGAAAGUGGACUACCAGAGGAACGUAGUCAUGAUCAGCGCCAGCUGUGACUGGGAAAUAGACUACGUCACGGGAGGACCUUUUGUGGUGCACGUGACCGACUCAUCCGACAUCCUGGUGUAUGGGAUGAAGGACGGCACCGUGUGUAGCAGUCCAACGUUGAUAGCUGAUUGCACGAAAGUAGGAGACGGGACCGUGACAGCGGAUGUGACGUAUAAUGGUUUCCGUUUUCCAUGUAAAGUGCGUAAAGAUCGACCUUGUGUGUAUCACGUGAGCUUCAAACCACGAGGUCCGGGCACAUACAAAAUCUGGAUUUCUUAUGACGGAGUUCCGGUGAAAGGUUCUCCGUUCGUUCAGGAGAUCGCAGAGCUUGGACGUCCCGUUGCCCAUGGAGACGGUCUGUACCGCGGAGUCCCUGGACGACCCUUGACCUUCACAGUUGAUCCCAGAGGGAACCCAGGCCCUGUAACCGUUGAUAUUGAAGGUCCCUCUAAGGACGUCCCCUGUCACCUGCAGCCCAAGUCGGACGGCACCGUGGAGGCCACGUACACCCCGUUUGAGAGAGGACAGCACCGGGUGGAUGUGCGCGUGGAAGGCAAACCUGUUGAAGGAAGUCCAUUCCAGCCUCUCAUCGUUGACCCAGGAAGUGUACGUGUUUCCGGCGGCUGGCGCCUGGUGGACGACAAGGGUAUUAUUCCUCUGAGUGUCAACAAGGAAAAGCACCUGCCCUUUGACACGUCUGAUGCUGGACCAGGGGAACUAACUGCUGAAGUCAGGGGUCCACCGGGAAAAAUCCCGGUUACCAUCGAUGCCAGAAAUGACGGGAAGCACACAGUCGUCUUCACACCCAGGGAGGAAGGUAAACACUACAUCGAUGUGAAGUGGAGCGGCUUCCCUCUCACCAAUUCUCCCUUCGAGGGCUUCGCGACCUACGAACCAGAACCUCUCCUUGCUCCGGAACGCGAAAUUGUCUCCCUUAGACAAAUACCUCUCAGGAGCGGCCCGCAUCAGGAUCUGGCAGACAAGGACAUUAUUCCACUGAAGGUGGGGCAGCCGCGGGAACUUUCCUUCGACACCAGCCUGCAAGGACCAGGAAAACUAACAGGAACUGUUCGAGGUCCCACCCGGCAGAUUCCUGUGGCCGUUGACAGUCGAGUUGAAGGCAGACCAACACUAGUCUUCACGCCGGAAGAAGAAGGAAAGCACCUGAUUCAUGUCAACUGGAACAACACUCCCCUGGCCCAGUCCCCGUUCGUUGGCUUCGCCUCCCACGACCCUGAGCAGCCACCUCCAGUGUACCUGUCGGGGCUGGCUCCCACAAAUAAGCGGUCAUCUGGUGUGGACAAAGAUAUCAUCCCUCUCCAAGUCACCAAGAAAAACAACUUCCGUUUGACGCCACUACGGCUGGACCAGUGGAACGGAGUACCCAUACCCCAGUCUCCGUUAAUCGGGUAUGCCGCCCCAGCUCCCCAACAUGGCGCAUACCCAGGCGGAGUGGCACCUGUCUACCUGCUGGACCACACACCCAGGAACAAGCGAGCAUCUAAUGGCGAUGAAGACAUCAUCCCUCUUCAAGUUCAUCAGGAGAAGCAACUUCAUUUUGAUGCCACUAAGGCAGGACCAGGUCACAUGACUGCGACAGUCCGGGGUCCCACCAGACCCAUCCCCGCUGAAGUGCAUGACCGUGGUGAUGGCAAACCCACGCUACUCUUUACACCUGAGGAGAAAGGUAAACAUGAUAUACAUGUUAAGUGGAACGGGAUUCCUACAGUGCAGUCUCCAUUAAUCGGGUAUGCCACCCCAGCUCCUCAAAAUGGCGUUCGCCCAGGAGGAAUGGCACCUGUCUACCUGUUGGGUCACAUGCCAAGCAGUGAGUCGCCAACGGACACCAAGGACAUCAUUCCACUCAAGGUGCAGGAGGAGAAGGAGUUGCCCUUUGACACUAGCGCCGCGGGACCUGGUGUUCUAACGGCCGCAGUCAGGGGCCCGAGCAGACCGAUUCCAGUUAAUGUCAGAGACAGAGGAGAUGGCAAACCUAAAGUACAUUUCACACCUGAGGAGGAAGGUAAACACUACAUUGAUGUUAACUGGAAUGGGAACGGCCAGCCUGUAGAUGACAUCGACAUCAUUCCUCUCAAAGUCAACCAAGAGAAGCAGCUGCCGUUUGAUGCGACUGAUGCAGGCCCAGGAAAGCUGACCGCAGCUGUGAAGGGUCCGACACGAAACAUUCCUGUCCAUGUUGAUGACUUGAAAAAUGGACGGCCCACUCUUCGCUUCACACCGGAAGAGGAAGGUGAGCUGGGUAUCCUGGACAUUUUACUGGAGCGCAAGCAUCUUAUUGAUGUCAACUGGAAUAACGUGCCGGUGCCCAAAUCCCCUUUCGUGGGUUACGCUACCAGGGACCCGGAACUCAUAGUCCCAUCACUCACGCCACCUACCCUGAUGCUGGAAGGCUACCCCAAGUCUUUACAACAACAAUUUUUUAUGUAUUUAUUGGUAUUUCAACGUUCCUAUCACCACAGGUCUAGUCGGCCCUCGUCCAUUCGCUCGGAUCGGGAGCCACUAAAGGUCAUCCUCAGGGGUCGAGGCCUGAAGGAGGCUGAGGUGGACAAGCCGGCCGUGUUCCAUGUGGACGGCACUCAAGCAACUCCGGGUACACCACACGCACGGUUGGACGGCGUACGAACACAAAUACCUGUGACAACCUCACCUGAAGGGCCGCAGUUAUACAAGUGUACCUAUGUGCCAAAGGUACCGGGAGCCUAUCUACUCCACGUGACCUGGAAUGACCAUCCACUGCGAGGCUCGCCAUUUAAGGUCAAUGUCCGCGCGCCGGAGCAGCCGACCCUGGGUCGCGUCCACCGCCCGGAGACCGCCAAGCCAGGUAAGCUGGUCGUCACGUGCACGGACCCUAAAGGCAACCUGAUUCCCUGUCGUUUCCUUGACAACCUGGACGGCUCCAGCUCUUUGAAGAUGACACCCAACAUGCCAGGCCCACACAUCGUGGACAUUCAAUUCAACAAUCAGCACAUCAUGGGAAGUCCUUACAUCGUGGACAUCAAAGCUCCAGAACGACAUGGUCGGGUGCGGGUUUGGGGCCCAGGGAUAGAAAACGGGGUGCUGAACAACUUCCAGAGUAACUUCUGGGUAGACGCCACGGGUGCUGGAGCAGGCGAGCUGAGAGUGAGGCUCAUGGGACCGAAAGGUGCCUUCCACGUGAAGAUGCGCAAGGCCAGCCAGAAAGAGAAGCUCUACCAAUGCUUCUACGACCCUGUAGAGGCCGGCAUCUACACCAUCUACGUGCAGUGGUCCGCGCACGUGGACGGCUCGCCCUUCACUGUCCUGUUGGCCAACUCGGACCGCGAGCUGGACAUGAUGAGCGACAUCGACCGCGCCUCCUCUCGUGGUGGGGCCAAGAAAUCCAACUCACCACGUGACCCCGCUGUGCAUGACUUCCUGUACUGAGUCCUGGACUCACUCACCUUUUCACCAAACACUUUUUCCUGCAUUUACCGACCUGGUGGCGGCUGGGAAAAGCAGUUGUUUGAAAAUAUGCUCAAACGAAAAUGGCGAUGACAUCAAAAGGAGCAAUUAUUUACAAACAUACACUUCAGGAACAACAUUGUGUAAACAUGACUUUUUCAGAAACAUGUUAUAUCUUGUACUUAUGUAUACGUUUAUAAACAAUAGGUUCUGCAGAUGUCUACUCCAGAAACAACACCUUCCAGAGGUUUGUCUUCUCCAAGUACAACUAUUAGUCUACAGAUAUUUUUGCUUCAAUAAAACGUCUAAUGCUGUAGACGGUUUACUUCAAGAACAACUUUGUUUCGAAGAUAGACAAAGCAUUUUAUUGAGAAACACACUUUUCAGAAAAAAUAUCACAAACGAGCAUCUGGUGCUGAUGAACGUGCAUAAUUUUGUGUUUUCUCGAUGUAUCUUUGUUCUUGGUGAAUUUUGGCUUUUAUUUUGUACCUACCGCUUCGAGUAUAUAUUAAAAUAGUAUACAUAAA
Molecule: messenger RNA, 5274 nt
Organism: Pomacea canaliculata
Lineage: Eukaryota; Metazoa; Mollusca; Gastropoda; Architaenioglossa; Ampullariidae
Product: filamin-B-like
Biological process (GO): actin cytoskeleton organization
Molecular function (GO): actin filament binding
Source: RefSeq, a predicted model, not a curated record